AUGGAUGGCGGCAGACAACCCCAACUAGCGACUGAGGAGGCAGCAUAUGAGAAGGACCAGGGCGGAGGCAAGCAGGGAGAGACCGCACACGUGAAGACGAGCAGUGGGACAGGCAGCGGCGAGGUAGCGGGGACGUUAGGGGCAAACAAAGUAGCGAGCCAGGGAGAGGCAGCUGGCGCGGCCGCGAUGAGCGGAGAAGCAGCCCUGAGCGCCGCCGGUAAACUGGCGGUACUGGAGGAGAUGCACGUAUCUGCAGCAGGUGAACAUCAGAGAAUGGGAAGAAGGACGUGUGAAUGUUGCAAGGUAACACAGCGAAAGACUGAGCAACCGUUAGAGCUAACUCCAACCCCCGAAUUCAUCUUUGAAAAAUGCGACAUUGGUUACCCAAUUUUGAAUCAGUUUCGUAGCUGUGCAGAUCUGAUCAUCAGCUGCGCGGCGUGCAGGAAGAAACCCGCGACCUGUGUCGGCCACAAUGAGUGUGCGUGGCGCGUGGCGGACGCGCGGGUCAGCCGCCGUGACCGCGGGGCAGCAGCCGGUGGCGUCAGCGGGGCUACGGCGAAACCCAGCCGCGUCCAGGGUUAUCUCUGCGGCGGUUCGCGGAAAGGGGGAGAGGGAGGGGGAGGGCCCGACCAGCUCCGUACCGACACCGCACACGCCACGCUGCUACGGCGCGGGACGCGGCUGGUUGUUCAAGAGUCUGCAAAGUGUCGAAGAUAUUUUGAGGUAAAAGUUCCGUACGUGGCCGGCAGAUACCUUUGUCCAUCCACCAUGUCCUGCAGAUGCACUGCUUGGCUCCUCUCCAUCUCUGUGGCAGUAGCCGUAGCUACCCACUGCAGUUACCACGAGUCCACUACAGGAUCGUCCGCAGUGGAGGCGGUACCGGAGGCCGAGGAGGGCGAGGAGGCGGCGGCGGAUCUGUCGGGCCUGCUUGACGCCGGCCCCGGCGCCGUCGUGACGCUGGAGGCGGGCGGCGUGCGGCUGGCGGCGCACCGCGCCCUGCUGGCCGCCAGGAGCCCCGCGCUCGCCGCAGAGCUCCAGCAGGCCGAGGGCGUUGGGGGCCGGCUCAGGCUGCAGGGCGUCGACGGCGCCGUGCUGCGCCACCUGCUGGCCUACCUGUACACGCUGCGGCCGCCCCAGCUGCCGGAGAUGGCGGCGCAGCUGCUGGCCGCCGCAGACAGGUUCGGCCUGGCUGCCCUGAAGGCGGCGUGCGGCCGGGAGCUGGAGGCGCAGCUCUCCGUGGAGAACGCGGCGGCCACGGCGGUGCUGGCCGCGCGGCACUCCAGCGCCGGCCUCCAGCGCGCCGCCGCCGCCUUCAUAGCGGCGCACGCCGGCAGAGUCAGGGCCACCAGGGGCUGGGCGGAGGCGCUGCGCAGCGAGCCCGCAGCUCUGGCCGAGGUCCUCUCGCAGAUGCACGACCCGCCGGCAGAGACCGCGUACCUUCCUGGAGAGGACAAGGGCUGGAGGCUGAUCGAUGCGGCUGAGAGGGGGGAAACAGAAGAGUUGCAGAAACUGCUGGCCUCUGGAGCCGACGUGGGGGCGAGGAACUGGCUUGGGAUGACUGCCCUGCACUGGGCGGCGCUCAGGGGGGACUUGGAGGCAGCGAGGAGCCUUGUGGAGUGUGGUGCAGACGUGGACGUCUUGACCACACUGCUGCAGGUCACACCUCUGCAUAUGGCUUCACUACGGGGCUUCACGGAAAUGGUGCAGCUGCUACUGGCGUCCUCUGCGGACCCCAAACUCAGGGCUGAGGGUGGAGUGACGCCACUGCAUCUGGCGGCACUAAGUGGGCAAACAGAGGUAGUGACUGCGCUGUUGGAUGCCGGUGCAGAAGUGGAUGCCAGAACCAAGACCACCUGGCUGCAGCUGUCACCUCUGCACUUGGCCUCAACCGUGGGCAACACUGCUGUGGUGCAGCUGCUGGUGGCGUCGUCCGCCGACCCCAACGCCAGGGCUCGGCGUGGCGUGACGCCGCUGCAUCUGGCGGCAGUCAGUGGCCGCCCGGAGGCGGCAGCUGCGCUGCUGGAGGCGGGGGCCGACAGGUGGGCCACGACUCACGAUGGGAGGACUCCACUGGACUUUGCUAAGGAGCACGGUGAACGUAACAUGAAGAGCUUGCUCAGCGCGCCACCAGCUGGAGGCGGCGCGAACGCCGCCCCCGCCGCCACCGCCGCCCCCGCCGCCGCCCGCUCACACUACGGAGACGGCAGCCCGAGUGAGGUCACCGCUGCGCCACCGACAGCGCCUCCCUGCUUCUACGAUGACGUGCCUUACUCCGUGAAGAGUUUGUGGUGCCUUUCUGGAGAGGGGAAGCGCUGGAGAUUGAUCAAUGCAGCUAAGAAGGGGUAUGUGAAGGAGAUUCAGAGGUUGCUGGAGAUCGGAGCAGACGUGGGGGCGAGGGACUGGCUCGGUAUAACUGCCCUUCACUUUGCAGCAUACGGGGGGCACGUGGAGGCGGUGAAGUAUCUAGUGGAGAGCGGUGCGCAAGUGGACACCUUGACCACCUUUCUGCAGAUCACGCCUCUGCACAUGGCUUCAUUAUCGGGCCACCCAGCUGUGGUGAGGGCGCUGUUGGCAUCCUCCGCCGAUCCCAGGGCCAUGGCUGAGGGCGGAGUGACGCCACUGCAUUUGGCGGCGGGCAGCAACGACACAGAGGCAGUGACCGCGCUGGUGGAGAGCGGCGUGGAGGUUGACGCUAGGACCAGGAACACCUGGCUGCAGGUGACGCCUCUGCACUUGGCUUCGUUAAAGGGCAGUGCGGCUGUGGUGCGGCUUCUGGUGGCGUCGUCUGCCAAUCCCAACGUAAGGGCUGAGGGUGGACUGACUCCGCUGCAUCUGGCGGCGCUAGGCGGGCAGCGAGACGCGGCAGCUGCGCUCCUGGAGGCGGGGGCCAGCCGGAGGGCGAGGACCGAUGACGGGAGGACCCCGCUGGACUUCGUCGGGAAGGACGCUGGGCAGGACCUGACUGACAUACUAAGGGGCCACGAGUAAGGCUGGAGGCUGAUCGAGGCGACAAACAAACAGGUUGUGAAGGGACUGGGGAUGCUGCUGGCAGCUGGAGCCGCCGAGGGGCGCCGUCCUGAGGAGGGGGAACCAGUCUUGUCUGCACUGGGAAGAAGUGCGGGACUUGCGGAGGUGGCGAGGUGCCCGCUGCUAGUGCAGGGACAUGCGUGGGGACUGGGAAGGCUGUCAGGAGACGCCUCUGGCUGUUGCCACGUGGCCUUGUUGUGGCUUCAGGCCGCCUCCCCUGCCAGCACUGACACCAGGGAGAGCACUGGGUGGGCGCUGUUGCGUUCUGUGGUAUUCAGUGGUCGUGCAGUGGUGGCAGCCGGACUGUGUGAGGUAGGGCCAACAGGGCGUCAGGUAUUAGGAUGGGAGAACCCACUGGACAUCGUUGAGGAAUGGAAAUACCAGCACCUGAUAUUCAGUUAAGAUGAAGCCUACAGUCCUACAAGUCUGUGGAGUAACAUAAAGGAAGCAUUUUAACUCAAAUUAUCGUUAUUCUUAAAAUAGAUAAAGUAAGUUAUUCCUGCUGUCAUUCUUUGUACCCCUAUUUAUGUAGUGUGUAUAUCUACUACAGUGACACCAAAACAGUAUCUGUAAAGGGAAACAUAUAAUGUGAA
Messenger RNA from Schistocerca gregaria, 3620 nucleotides. Its product is annotated as ankyrin-3-like. The record is from RefSeq and is a predicted model, not a curated record. The coding region runs from base 1 to 2988 and encodes 995 amino acids. Gene Ontology annotation, molecular function: protein binding. NCBI's taxonomy places the organism in Eukaryota, Metazoa, Arthropoda, Insecta, Orthoptera, Acrididae. The transcript is spliced from 8 exons.